Alternaria ethzedia is the source of this 3324-nucleotide messenger RNA. RefSeq names its product glycoside hydrolase 3 (gene CEL3A). Gene Ontology annotation, biological process: regulation of DNA-templated transcription; glucan catabolic process. Lineage: Eukaryota; Fungi; Ascomycota; Dothideomycetes; Pleosporales; Pleosporaceae. Bases 1 to 3324 code for a protein of 1107 amino acids. The transcript is spliced from 12 exons. Gene Ontology annotation, molecular function: DNA-binding transcription factor activity, RNA polymerase II-specific; beta-glucosidase activity; zinc ion binding. The record is from RefSeq and is a predicted model, not a curated record.
AUGGAUGACCUCGAAGACGAAUUGGAUCUUCGUUUUCACAAGGGGCUGAGUCCCGAUGUCUACUACCGCUGUCCUACGCUCGAAUCACUGGAGGGAGCUCUGCGCAAUGAGCUGGACAAGAACGCAGCCAGCUUCAUUCCCACAGACGUGGUGACCGAGUUCAUUUUCGCGACAGCCUCAACCAUCACCAUCCCCGUGACGCAGCAGCCGAGCCUUGACGCGCUCAUACAGCCAGCCGAUCACCUUCAGAGCAUUGCUGCCGAGUACGCGCUGUGUCGUGACAUUGACGGCAAAGACAGGCUCAAAGUGCAGCGAGCAGUAGCGAGAUCCAUCAUCGAAGCCAUUCAGGACACCGAUGGUUUCAAGUACUCCGAGCGCUCUGCGCAGAGUAAAGAAGGCGGUGAUGGUGCCAGGCUCAAGAACCGCAAAAGCAACCUCAAGAAAGAAAGGUCUCACGAUAGCGACGACGACGAGGCUGGAGUCAACAAGCAGGGGCCGGCUGUGCUGCCGACCUACGACUGCGGAGGCGCAAUACACAUCAAAUUCUCACUCAAGAGAGAGGCCAUAAAUGUUGUGUAUAAGCAUAAUCCUAUCCAUACCACCCGCGAGAUUGAUGCCGGCCUACCUGCCUUAGCCACAGAUAACGGCGUUGCUCCCACUGCCGCUGCUACGGAAGAAAAGGAACCGCGCAAAAGAAAACGUAGUAAAAAGAAUGUUGUUGAAGCAGACAACGACUUCGGGGACCCAGAUAUGGACAUGUCAACGUCUCCGGAAGCCACAAGUUCAUCGACGAAGAAGAGGCGCAAGGGAAGUGGUGCCGUGGCCUCUCCUAGGACAGUGCGGAAACCAUCCACCAAGAAGAGCAAGAAUGCCAAAUCGCCUGCAUCACCCACCAAAUCGAGGAAAAAGGCGCCUGUCAGUGAACCAUCACCGCCGUCGCUACCUGCUCCUGGCAAAGCUUGCAUUCGCUGUCGCGGAAAGAAGAUCAAAUGCAACGAGGCGAAACCGACGUGCAACCAGUGCCGACGAGGACUAUGGACCUACUGGAAAGCAUGUUGCCUGCAAUUAAGAAACUUCACUCCUAUUGCAACCGUUGAGAUUUCGAGCACGAUGCGUUCUUUUAUUCUUCCGGUGCUCGCUACGGCUGCUUUAUCGCAAGCCUCGGCCAUUCCAUCCGAAUUACUUUCUUCGAAGCGUGCCGUAGGGAACUGGGACGAUGCCCAUGCAAAAGCGACGGCUGCUCUUGCAAAACUAUCACAGAACGAGAAGAUUGGCAUCGUUACGGGUGUGGGUUGGCAGAACGGUAACUGCGUUGGCAACACCAAACCGGCUGCUUCGAUUGGAUAUCCGUCACUCUGUCUGCAAGAUGGACCCCUCGGCGUUCGAUACAUCCAAGGUGUAACUGCAUUUAGCGCAGCUAUCCAUGCCGCCAGCACCUGGGAUCUCGAUCUCAUUCGUGAACGCGGCGCCUUCCUUGGUGCUGAAGCAAAGGAGCUGGGCGUUCACGUCCAGCUCGGACCUUCAGCUGGACCUCUCGGAAAGUUUGCCAACGGUGGCCGAAACUGGGAAGGAUUCGGUUCCGAUCCCUACCUCCAAGGCAUUAUGAUGGCAGAGACCAUUGAGGGUAUGCAAGAAUCCGGUGUUCAAGCGACAGCUAAGCACUGGAUUGUCAACGAACAAGAGCUCAACCGAGAGACUAUGAGCUCAGACGUGUCGGAUCGAGUGCUUCGCGAGCUCUAUGUAUGGCCAUUCAUGGAUGCAGUCCAUAGCAACGUCGCGGCCUUUAUGUGCAGUUACAACAAGGUCAACGGAACUUGGGCCUGCGAGAGCGAUGGUGUGAUGAACAAGCUCCUGAAAGACGAACUUGGCCAUCGUGGAUACAUCAUGAGUGACUGGAAUGCUCAACACACGACGACCGGCAGUGCAAACGGUGGAAUGGACAUGACCAUGCCCGGCACCGACUUCAGUGGUGGCAACGUCUUCUGGGGCCCACAGCUUCAGUCCGCCAUCGACAAAAAGCAGGUUCAACAAUCUCGCCUCGAUGACAUGGUCAAGCGCGUACUCUCUUCCUGGUACCUCCUUGGUCAGGACAAGGGCUAUCCCAAUGCCACCUUUAGCUCCUGGAACAUCGGCACUCGUCAGGUCGGCGGCAACCACAAGACAAACGUCCGUGCUACGGCCCGCGAUGGUAUCGUCUUGUUGAAGAACACAAACGCUACAUUGCCCUUCAAGAAGCCCAAGAGCAUCGCUGUCAUCGGAAGCGACAGCAUCGUUGCGCCUAAGGGAGCUAACGCAUGCGUUGAUCGCGGAUGCAACGACGGCACGCUAGCUAUGGGUUGGGGAUCUGGAUCAGUGGAGUUCCCCUACCUCAUCGCUCCUCUCGAUGCAAUGAAGACGCAAGCCCAGAAAGACGGCACCACCAUCACCUCUUCACCAAACGACAAUGCGCAACAGGGAGCUAGUGCAGCUCAGAACGCUGAUGUAGCUGUCGUGUGCAUCAACAGCGAUGGUGGCGAAGGAUACAUCACUGUUGAGGGCAACGCUGGCGACCGAACUAACCUGGACCCGUGGCACAACGGAAACGAGUUGGUCAAGGCAGUUGCUGCCGUCAACAAGAAGACAGUUGUCGUGGUCCACAGUGUCGGCCCCGUCAUCAUGGAACAAUGGAUCGAGAACCCGAACGUAGUAGCUGUUGUAUGGGCAGGCCUGCCAGGUCAGGAAUCCGGAAACGGCCUCGUCGACAUCCUCUACGGCGCUGCCUCGCCAAGCGGCAAGCUCCCCUACACCAUUGCGAAGAAGGAAUCAGACUACGGUACCACCAUUGCCAGGGGUGACGACAAGAACUGGGACCUCUUCAUCGACUACCGUCGUUUUGACCAGCAGAACAUGACACCCAGAUUCGAGUUCGGCUUCGGUCUCUCCUACACCAACUUCACCUACUCCGACCUCAGCGUCUCAGGCAAGCCCUCGGCUGGUCCCGCAACCGGUGCCAAGGGUCCCGGAGGCCCUGUCGAUCUCUUCGAGACGGUCGCAACCAUCACUGCGAAGAUCAGCAACUCCGGUGGUGUUGCAGGUGCAGAGGUUCCGCAAUUGUAUCUCGGCUACCCUGCGUCGACCAACUCGCCUCCCAAGCAAUUGAGGGGUUUUGCGAAGCUCAAGUUGGCAGCUGGUGCGAGUGGAACUGCUACUUUCAAGCUGAGGAGAAGGGAUAUGAGCUUCUGGGAUGAGAAGACCAGGAAGUGGAGCGUUGCGACUGGAGAGUACAAGAUCUUUGUAGGAUCGAGUUCCAGGGAUGUGAGGCUGACAGGUAAGAUCACUGUUUAG